Molecule: messenger RNA, 2982 nt
Organism: Nematocida parisii ERTm1
Lineage: Eukaryota; Fungi; Microsporidia
Exons: 1
Coding region: 1-2982 (993 amino acids)
Source: RefSeq, a predicted model, not a curated record
AUGUUUAUAAGAAAAGAAUUUAUUAUUAUAAUAGUUGCUUUAUGUAGGGUAUACUGUAGAGUAGGAAUCAGUGCAUAUAAGGGUUUACAUACCAAAGAAAUAGGAGAUGGAAUGUGUAUAAGAGCAAAUGGGUCAAUAUCACCCACACGAGAAUUUAUUUCUGAGAAGCUCAAUUUAAUGUCUUCAAUGCGGUUUUUAUCGCCGGGUGUAGAUGCAAAUUACAGUCUAAGUGUUACAGAUAAUGAAAAUAAUGAAGAUGAUAAAAAUAGUGAAAAUAGUGAAGAUGAUAAAAAUAGUGAAAAUAAUAUAAAAAUAGAGUCAACAAGAGACUAUAAUAAGGAUGUGGCAUAUAAAAAACUCUCUAAUGAAGAAGAGAGUAAAGAAAAAGAGAAAAAGACAACAUAUCUUGAAGACUACCAUCAAACAGUAAUAGAGAUGUUUCCUUCUUCAAUCGGGCAUUUGACAGUACAUACUUCUAAUGAUGAUUCAUUCAUUAGAUUUCUUGAGUUUGAGCAUGUGAGUAAGCAUAAAAUUGAUAUUUUGGCCUGUUUGUUUCUAUUAGCAGAAGGAGCGGAUAUACCACUGAAAGUAGAAGGUGAUAAAAUCAAUCUAAUGCUAGUUUUGAAAGAGAUUAUAGCAAAAUCUACUGAGCAAAAGAGUAAACCCGAAAUUAAGCAGAAGAGUGAAGAGAAAAAAAAUAAAUUCUCUCUAAGUAUGAAAGGUAUGUGUAGUAUAGAGAAGGAAGAUAAUACAUUCAAGGAUAAAAAUGUGUUACAAACAAGAGCAGCAGAUGUUAUAAACUUCUUUAUAGACAACAAAACAAACCCAGAUAUACGAGAAGGGGGUAAAUAUGCAGAGCCAAGAACAUAUGAAGAGUUUAACACAGGAAAGUUUUUAAACAAUGCAAGGUGGCUAAUACAGUAUUAUAUAUUUGAGUACUUGGAUAGUGAAGAAAAAAUAAUUGAGUUUGCAAAGACAGUAUAUUCUAUGCUUAAAGAGUGUAUAGAACAGAAAAAGAGUGAAGGAUCAAAUAACGAAGUGAAAUAUCUUGAAAGCAUUGUUAAUAAGUGCUUUGUGAAAUCCAGUAAUGCUAAUACGAUUAAAGCAAAGCAUAUAAUAGAUAUAAUGGAUGUAAUAUAUGGAGAGUCUUCUCUAGAAAAUGUACUUCCAUUCACUGGUAGUAUAGGCAUGCCUGAAUAUAAAUCUAUUUCAUCAUAUAAUAGAAAAGAAGAUUCCUUUAAUAGUAGUAGCAUAUACAGCAACUGUGUUGAGGCUGGGUUACUUGGCUUGUUUUGCUGUUUGGCAUAUGAUCCAAAGACUAAAAAGUAUAAUAUAGAUCAUAUGGGAGAAGUAUCACCGGACUUGAAAAGGUUCUUUGAUACGUACAAUAAACAACUGGAGUCUGAUACAUACGAGAUGCAUAUGGAGUGGAGUAAAGUAGUGGCUGAUCUAGAGAAUGAGAAUAUUAGAUAUCUAAAAGAAAAUAGGAAUGAGCUUGCGCCUGGUAUAAUAAAUAUGCUAUAUGUCAUUGCCGAAAUAACUGGAAGAUAUUCCGAAGAAGAAAAGUCUCUUAAAGAGCUCAGUACUCUUUUAGAAGAAGAUGAUGAUGAAAAACAGAGUGAAUUAUUCACAAAGGUGAAAUUAUACCUGAAAGAAUUAUUUUUAUCACUCUCUAAGAAAUAUACUGCGGAAGAAAACUCAGAAUUAGCAAGAAGAGAAAUAAAGAUAGAUAUUUUAAAGAUGUCGAAAUGCUCAAAUAUUAAAAAGCAAGUGGAAUUAUUUGGAGAAGUAGUUAUAGAAUAUAGUUAUUUAAAAUUAAAGGGAUAUGUAAAAUUGUGUCACACAGCUAAGUAUUUAAAUGUCACAGCCUUCUAUAGUUAUACCUGUAUUCUGACAGAUAAACAAUUCAAUGAAUUAGUUAAUAACAAGAACAGUAUUAAAAAUCAGUCGGAAAAAACUCUAACAGAUUUCCUACUUAUACAUCAUGCAGAAUUAGUGAUACUGCGCUUAAAAAAUAUUUCCUGCGAUCAUAAGGAAGAUCUAAUGAUUUCAGGAGAAAACAAUUAUUCCUAUCCAAUAGAAAAGUUUUUUUUAUAUAACUCACUAAGAACUCCCGAAUCUAGAAUGUAUAAGAUACAUUAUAUUCGGAGGUGUCUCUUGGGGUAUCCAUUAAAAGAAAAUGAUCAAUGGUCACGUUUUCUGUCUAAUAUGAUAGGAAGUCUUUCACUGAAUAACUUUUAUACAGUGAAAGAAGUUUUUUUCUGCCCAUUCUAUAGAGGAGGGUUAUACAAAACCUUUUGUAAAAAAGUUAAUAUACCUCUGGUGAUAGUUGAUAAGUAUAAUAAGCCAGACAUGGAUUGUUUAAAUUAUGAGAAUUAUGUAAAUAAUAGCAACAUACUCAGUGGGUACAUAGAGCUUUUAAAGUUAUAUUUACUAACAAAAGAUGAUGAAAAUUAUUUUUUAACAACUGUGAUAAGAUUCAUGGAAGCUCAUAGCAAGAUUAGGCUUUUUUCGGUAUUAACACAUGAUGGUACAUCUAUAGAUCCAUUAUUAGAAAUUGAAGCGUUUUUAAGUGGCUUAGAUAGAAGUCUUCCAGAAUAUGAAAAAACCACAAAGCCCGAUGAUAUGUGGGUGUUUUGGCUUAAGCUAUCCCUUGAGUCAGAGAAAUUCAAUGAUAUUACAUCCAUAUUAUUUGACAAAAUUGUAAUUGAUACGAACCUUAUUACAAUCAAAGGAAUUAAACACGAAUAUACAGAUGAAAAUAUUAACAUAUCGAUAUCUAAUUUUAAAGAAAAAUAUCCGUCUAAAGUAGUAGAACAUGUGCUUAAUUUGAUUGAAAACAACUCUGAAUAUGCAAAAAAACUUAGUUAUUUGCUAGAAAAGUACAAUGUGUUUUUGAAGAUGCUGUAUGCUAGGGAUCCUGCUGGUAUGAGAAUGCAGAAUUUAUAUGAAUAUCUUCAAAAACAUGAUAAUCUAAAUUAA